This is a messenger RNA of Actinia tenebrosa (Australian red waratah sea anemone), 2802 nucleotides long. RefSeq names its product 1-phosphatidylinositol 4,5-bisphosphate phosphodiesterase delta-4. Gene Ontology annotation, biological process: intracellular signal transduction; lipid metabolic process. Lineage: Eukaryota; Metazoa; Cnidaria; Anthozoa; Actiniaria; Actiniidae. Gene Ontology annotation, molecular function: phosphatidylinositol-4,5-bisphosphate phospholipase C activity; calcium ion binding. Gene Ontology annotation, cellular component: plasma membrane. The record is from RefSeq and is a predicted model, not a curated record.
AAACGGYUGCGCAUGGGGCUAAUCGGUUGCAGCCAAAUGAUGAAAUAACAAUUCAUAAAAUGCGUUGGUUCAAAUGAGUUUUUUGUUCAAUGUUUUGAAAAAAUGGUGUCAAUCUKUUGGCAUGAGCUCCCAACCAUAAUAAGAAUUCCGCGUCCAGCAUUAAAUAUUCAUCAGCGAGGCAUUAAUUAACUGACAAAAAACAACUCACUUUAACUAGGCCAAACAAACUYCCUUGAUGUUUGUCAGUUUAGGUCGCUUUGGUCUAGUCUCCGUCUUCAAGUCUUACAGUUUUACUUUCAUACUCGACUAAGGGUAUCGAAUUUACCUUCCUUAAUCAUGGCGGAGGCCGAUACAUUCGAAGAACUUGAAGCACAUGAUUGCUGGGAGAUAAUGAAAAAAGGAACCGUCAUGACCAAACUGUCAACUCACAACAAGGUGGGAGGAAAAGGCAGAAAACUCCAGCGGAAAACCUUCUUUUUGGAUGAAAAGAAUGUUGCUAUAUUCUAUAAGCCAACGAAGAAGAAACACAUUCGAUAUGAAGUGGCACAGAUCACCGAUAUCUUAACGGGAGAUGACCUGAAGGAGGAUUUUGGAGAACUGGCCAAGAAGCAUCCCCUAGACAUGUGCAUCUCGAUCGAAUUUGGCCAAAAAGGAAGCCUGGAAAUGAUAGCUUCUUCACCACGCAUUGCAAAAGCUUGGGUCUUUGGCCUUAAGACUCUCAUAGAAAAUAGAAAUAACAAUGAAAGAGAUGGUGCUCUCCGACAACAAUGGCUGAUCGAUGCUUUCGAAAAGUUCGACAAAAACAAAGAUGGCGCCCUCAGUUUGAGCGAAGUAACAAAGCUGUUAAAUGCAUUGAAUAUUACAAUGAGCCCGAAGACGGUCAAGAGGAAGUUUAAGGAAGCCGACACAGGCAAAGAGGAUGCCUCUCUCGAUAAAGAAGAGUUUGCUGAAUUCUUCAAGUCAAUCGCAACAAGAAAGGAAAUCGUAGAAAUCAUGGAAACAUCUCCGAACCAAACUCAUAUGGACGCUAGGGACUUCCAAACCUUCCUUGAAGAGAAACAAGGGAUGAAAGACUUGACCAGGCGGUAUUGUGAAGACAUUAUCUUAGAAUACGAACCAACCAAGGAAGGAAAGGAUGCACGCCAUMUUGGCAUCGAUGGCCUAACGAAUUAUCUAACGUCACGCGAAGGCAACUUGUACAACGUAAAACAUGACAAGGUCUACCAAGACAUGACACAACCACUGUCACAUUACUUCAUCGCUUCGUCUCACAACACCUACCUAAUGAUGGACCAGCUUCGAGGUCCUUCCAGUGUAGAUGCUUAUAUCAAUGCGUUUAAGAAAGGGUGCCGAUGCGUCGAGCUUGACUGCUGGGAUGGGGAAAAUGGGGAGCCAAUCGUCUACCAUGGGCACACGUUGACUUCGAAGAUUAAGUUCAGGGAUAUCAUUGAAGCUGUGAAAGAAUAUGCUUUUAAAGUAUCAGACUAUCCUGUCAUACUUUCUCURGAAAAUCAUUGUAAUAUCAAGAAUCAGAAGGCGAUGGCAGCGCACUUGGAAAAUAUACUAGGCGACAUGUUGUACAGGGACCCAGUGGAUGAUUCAUUAUCAGCUCUACCGUCACCAGAAUCUUUGAAGAGGAAAAUAUUGAUAAAGGGUAAAAAACUUAAACCUGAACAAGAAAACGAAGAGGAUGAAGAAGAAGGAGACGUUUCUGACGAAGAUGAGGCCGCGGAAAUUGACCCGGACGUGUUAGCAUCUGCAGCAGAUAGUAAUGUCGACGGAGGCGAAGGAGAAGGAACAAGUGCUGCAGCUGCUGCUGUUACUAAACCACAAAAAAAGAAAGAUAAGAAKAAAAGGUCCAACAGUCUUCGGUAUUCUUUCCGAGCGGUAGGAAAGGCAGUACGUCGGGUAAAGAAACCACUUGAUAAAGAGAAUAAAGCCAAAGCCAAAGUGAAGCUGGCGAAGGAACUCUCGAGAUGCGUCAACUAUUUUACUAGUGUUGGCUUCAAAAACUUUGAACUUUCUAAGAAAAAUGCCAGAUUUUUUCAGAUGUCUUCAUUUGUCGAGUCCAAGAUGACGAGCCUCGCCCUGAACCAUGGCGCAGCGUUUGUCGAAUACAACAAGAGACAGUUGUCCCGCACGUAUCCCGCGGGUAAUCGAGUCGAUUCAAGCAACUAUAAUCCACAAAUUGGCUGGAAUGCUGGAUGUCAGAUUGUCGCCCUGAACUACCAAACAGAUGGCGAAAUGAUGCAUAUAAAUCAAGGGAAGUUCCAGCAGAACGGGAAAGCAGGAUACGUACUGAAACCUGAAUUCAUGAGAGACCCUUCCAUUGAUUUUAAUCCCAAACAUCCGCCAGAAGGUCUCAGAAAACUUUUGAAAAUUGAAGUAAUUAGUGGUCAGCAGUUACCCAAACCWGAAGGAGAAAGUUCAAAAGGAGAGGUCAUUGAUCCAUACGUGGAAGUCAAAAUCUAUGGUUUACCAAGUGACCAAGGAACUUUCAAAUCCAAGGUUGUCAAGGACAAUGGUUUCAACCCUAUUUGGAACUUAGAAGUAGAGAAAGAGCUCCACGUUCCUGAGCUGGUCAUGAUUCGGUUCGCAGUGUUGGACGAAGAUGUUGGCAAGGAUGAUUUCAUUGGUCAAUUUUCACUUCCCUUCACAAGCCUUCAAACAGGUUAUCGACAUGUGCAUCUCCUCAACAUGAAAGGCGAACCCAUUCCCCACGCGACCAUCUUUGUUCACGUGACCAUAGAAGAUAAUCCAAAAUCAUCCAAGUCAGCGAAAUCCCACAGCGAGCCCAAACAG